Messenger RNA from Dromiciops gliroides (monito del monte), 5410 nucleotides. RefSeq names its product WD repeat containing planar cell polarity effector (gene WDPCP). Gene Ontology annotation, biological process: cilium organization; nervous system development; establishment of protein localization. The record is from RefSeq and is a predicted model, not a curated record. Gene Ontology annotation, molecular function: protein binding. Gene Ontology annotation, cellular component: axonemal basal plate. Lineage: Eukaryota; Metazoa; Chordata; Mammalia; Microbiotheria; Microbiotheriidae.
GAUGGCGCUCAGCAAUUGGCGGGAAGGAAGGGGGGUAGGUAGGAAGGGGAGGGAGUGACAGCUCCCUUGGAGACACUGUCCCCUGCGAAUCGUUUAGGACACUUUUUUCCCUGGAGGUUAUGUGUGGGCUUCCGCUGCGCCAACCGUACUCAACCCGGAAACUCAUCAUUCGGUGCCAAGCGGUCAAACAUUUGAGUUGGCCGGACGUCAACGAGUGGGGUGGGGGACAGAGAUUCUUUCUGCCAACAGAUGUCUUUCUGCUUGACUGAAUUGCACCUCUGGUCUUUAAAGAAUACCUUGCAUAUUGAAGACAGAGACAUUGGGAUCUACCAGUAUUAUGACAAGAAAGAUUCAGUUUUGCCAACAGAUCAUGGUUACUUAGAAGAGAAGCAACAAUUGGCAGAAUCACGAGAUUAUCCUUGGAUACUCAAGAAUAGACGUCCAGAAAAACUUAGAGAUACUCUCAAGGAGUUGGAGGAGCUGAUGCAAAACAGUCGAUGUGUGUUGAGCAAAUGGAAGAACAAAUAUUUCUGUCAGCUCCUUUUUGGUUCAGGUGUGCUGGUGUCCCUAAGCCUUUCUGGGCCACAGCUGGAUAAAGUGGUGAUUGACAGAACCCUGGUGGGGAAGCUCAUCUCCGACACCAUCAGUGAUGCUAUUCUCACAGACAGUUUCAUCAUCUUAUCAUUUUUGGAACAAAAUAAAUUGGGCUAUAUCCAAUUUACUAAGAAGUUGGAUUCCCCUGAUGUAAACAAAAGAUUUGAAAAACUCUCCACCUCAGAGUAUAAGAUAUCCUACCUGGAAAUACCAUGGACCAGUCACCAGGAGAAUAGUACCGCCAUCUAGCUCAUCAAUUGUAUUCAAGAUAUGGCCAUUUGUUGGUGGGAAAUAGCUAGUGAUGAUGUUUGGCCUUGGUCUCCUAUUUCUAGUGAAAAGGACAGAGUCCAAUCUAUUGUUACUCGCUUGAACCAUGGAAGACUGGAGGUUCUGAGUUUCAUCCGUACAGAAUGGAAUCCACUUGAUGCUAGCUUUAGCACUAAUCAGCCUUAUCAGGUGCACACAGUAGAGCACUCCAUCAGUGUAGACAAAGAACCCAUGGCUGACAGCUGCAUUUACGAGUGUGUUCGGAACAAAAUCCACUGUGUCAAAGUCACCAGAAUACCCCUACGCUCCAAGGCCAUCAGCUGCUGCAGAAAUGUUGCUGAAGACAAACUAAUUCUAGGAUGUGAAGAUGCAUCUGUCAUUCUCUAUGAAGCCCACCGAAGAGUGACUCUGUUGGCUCAGGCUGAAAUCUUGCCUACAUUCAUUAGUUGCCACCCGGGUGGGGCCAUCCUACUGGUUGGAAGUUCCCAAGGGGAUUUGCAGAUUUUUGACAUAGCACUCUCACCUAUUAAAAUACAGCUUUUGGCAGAAGACUGCUCACCAAAAAAGACCCUGCAAUUUAGUAAACAUUUUGACAUCUCCAGUAGCCUUAUUCAAAUUCAGUGGACAGUUCCUCAACUUGUUCCUCAGACUCCUAACAGUAUUGAUGUUCAUGAUCUCCUAUUCCUUAGGUUUGACAGAGGGCCACUGGGUGUACUUCUGUUUAAACUAGGAAUCUUCACAAAAGGACAGCUGAGUCUUGUAGACCUCAUCCAUCAAUAUAUUCAUUAUGACGAGAUCCAUGAAGCAAAGGUCCUAAGCAGCAUGAAUUGGAAUAGUAUGGGUCAUCAGUGUUACAUGGGCAUGAGUGCCAUUGCAAACCAUCUUCUUAGACAACGGCUAACGCCAGAGAGAGAAGCGCAGCUUGAGGCAAGCCUGGGAUCCUUCUAUGCGCCAACAAGACCCCUCUCCGAUACAACUAUAUUGGAAUAUAGAGACCCAAUCAGCAAUACGCUAGGAGGUUCUUUCCACCACUUGCUCAGGUACCAGAGAUUUGAAAAGGCCUUUCUCCUAGCUGUUGAUAUUGGUGCUCGGGACCUGUUUAUGGACAUCCAUUACUUUGCAAUAGAUAAGGGUGAAUUGGCGCUAGCUGAAGUGGCAAAGAAACGAGCUAACGACAUUGAUGCAGAAUCAAUAACUACUGGAGUUGAACUCCUGGGACCAUUGGAUGGAGGGGACACACUAAAUGAAGCUUUUGUUGGCCUGUCUUUAGCACCUCAAGGUGAAGAAACUUUUCCACAUAAUCUUCCUCCGUCUGGUUCAAGCUACAGACAUAUCUCACAACAAACAGCCUUGACCCACUUUUCAAACAGACCUAAAUACAACAGAUUGGCACCUGAUAGAGAGACUAGACUUGAGAAAGACAACUACGCUGCACCCUUGACGGAAAAGAUGUUAGCCUGGAAUUCAGAAGGAGAACUAGAAGAAGACUACACAGAGCAGGAAAUUGAAGAUGAUGGUUCUCUGAGAAUGGUUCACUUUGGUUUGGUGUAACAAAGAAAACCCAAUCUUUCACUUGAUGACUUUAUAACUUUAUUCCUAAAUGUGCCCCAAUGAGAACACACAUGGCAUAUACACAUAGUCCAUUUUUCACCAGGUUUCCCCAUAUCAAUCACCAGCCAUCACUCCGACAAACCACUCACCACAUCCUCUUCAAAUGGCUGUUCACUUCUAGGUUACCUGCUACUUCUAAACACCAUGGAUACUGUACCUCUGAUAUGUGGGAAAAGCACUGCAUAGAUGGGAAGGUCAGAGAGAGUAUAUACUUAAAACCAUCACCAACGCCAUUACUGAGUUUUAAGUUAUCCACCCUGAAUAUUGAUCUAGUAACCCAAAGAACCCAUUCAGAUCUCAUAUGGAGUAAAGCAAAUGGCCAUAUAUAAUUACAUAUUUAUUAAUACCAAAAAUGAAAUGUAAAACAGCAAAUAAGUUUAACUGUAGACAAAUGAAACCCAUUAUGCUAUUCAUCAACUGUAUGAUUUAGUCUCACAUUGUGUUACCUACAUAAGAUUUGACAGUUGACAAAUUCUUUUCUUAGGUGACUACUGCCUAACUCAUCCCUUGGUUUUACAGGCAAAAAUUGAUCCAUAUUUUCAGAGAACCAAGUAUUGGCAGUGGCGAGGAUAUAAAUUAUUUGCUUUGAGAUUUUGAUUGUAUGGUGAAUGCCUUGUUUUACAACAUGUUGGAAGAAUGAGGACAUCAAUUAGUCAAACCUGAUUGACUAAGUAAGAGUUAACUCUUGAUUGAUGUUCUUGUUCAGCCACAGCCCAGAGAGGUUCUCAAGGGGCCAGUUUAUCACUAAGGCAAGAGGAGUCACACAAGCGGAGUCCUGCCGACUCAACGGCAUCUAUAUGCCCUUAGUAUAAAUAUGCCUGUGGCUUCUCCUUCAGCAAUGGUACAAUCAACCCUCUCUCAAAAUGUCUUAUUAGGGAUGACCUCCUCUUGGCUCUUCUCCAACUGCUCUUAGAAAUACUCAGGUCCUAAAUAGCUUUCAUGUUGAUUCUAGUUAGCUCUAACUGGAAUGCCAGUGACUAAAAUGAAAUAUUGAGAGCAUAUCUGAAAUACUAGAUCUAAAGUUUUCUUCUUGGUAAAGUGCCAGAUAAUACAUUUCUCUUCAAUCACUUCCAGAAAUGUGUUUUUAUGCAUCCUCCUCUAUUUUUGCUUUAAGUCUCAACAUUUAAAGGGAAAAAAACUACACAGUAUCACAAUAUUUUUCUGCGUAAUGUUUUACUCCAAACACAUUUCAUGAAAGAAAUGCUAUAUAUACAAUUCUUCGUGUGUUCAUUUUUAGAAAAUCUUCAUUUGGAUGCAGACAUUACUUGCUGCUACUUUAAGAGUCUAAAAAUCAUUCUAUUGCCAUUUCAAUGGAGUAGAUCUUGACUUCAAAUACCUUCAUGAAAAAAGCUGACUUUCAAAAGAAGGAGUAUUUCUUCAAGAAUGCUCUCCAUUUUUGUAAUCUAGAAAUAUAAUCUCAGUUGAAUAACCACUAUUUUCCCCCUUUUAAAAAGACGUGGAGCCUCUUUAACAUCAUUCCAUUGGAAAUCCAGAUUUAAUCUUGCUCUUCUAACUGCUAAUGUAAAAUGAACAGCCAUGGUGGUAAUCUGCUUCAUUCAAUACUAUACUUCUGUCCUGAAUUAUUCAAAGAAAACAUAUAUUUUCUUAUUCUGCCACUAUUAUUAGAGUGCAUACACUAGAAAUCUGUAUACACAUAUAUGUAUGUAUGUAAUUUUUAUCUUGUAGGUAAAGAAUUUGUAUUGAAAACCAAAUCACAGUAUUCUAACAGUGUAAUUUUGUGUUUGUGAAUUAUUUUCAUAGAAUGGUACAUUUAAAGCAUUUCAUUUAGAAGAUCUUAUUGAUGAAAAAGAAUAUGCCUCUAUAUUUGAAUCAGUCAUUUAUUCACAAUUGAGAGGUUUUCUGACAAUAUUACCACUCCUGUUACGUGAAACACUUUAUUGAAUAUUAACAAUUAGUAUGUUAUUCCUUGAUUAGGAAAAGGGCAUACACAAAAUCAUGUAAAUGCUUUUAAAACAAGAGCCAAAAAGAUGUUUCUCUUCACUCAGCAAGUUAACAUUAAUAAAGUAAGAUUAAACCAAAUCUUUCCCCCAUCUAGGCUGUGUAUAUUAUAUAUGUCAUGUCCAUGAAUCCUUGUGACAAUCUGAGGAAAGUAAGUGUUUGUGAAAGAUUUGUAUUUAAUUUGGAUUUUUAAUACAGCAAUCAAUCAAGAAACAUCCCAUUUGUUCUGCCCAAAACAAUGAAAUGUAUUACUUAGCUUAUAGAGCCCUUUUGCUGAACUGAAGCCAUAUUUCUGUCAGUUCAAGUGAUGGUCUAUAUGAGGGAUUAAUCUGACACCAGACAGGGAGCCCUAAUCCUUCAGUAUAUCAUAAUCUAUUUACUUUGCAUACUAAGAGGAUUUCAGUUAAAAUGUACAGGAAGUAAUGCUAGCAAUGUACAUUAGAAGAGGAGCGGUUUCCCCAAAAUCUCACAUUUUUAAUAAAAUGCUUUCUUAGCACUCAUAGAUUUCUCUAUUGAAAAAGAAUUCAAUAAGUAUUCAGUUGCUGGUCAUGUACUUACUUUUCUUUAUAGAUAUGGGUUUGAAUCACUACCAUAUUUUGUGACUCUUUUUAUAUAUAAAUGUCAUACAACAAUGUAGCUUAAAUACAAGACUUUAUUUGCUAACAAGUCAGACAUUUUCAGUGAGUACAUUUUUAUGCCAUUUCUCUUAAUUUUUGAGAGUAAAAGCUCUAAGCCAUGGUGUAAAGAAGAAGAGUGCACACACACAUAAAUACACAUAUAUAUAUACACACACAUGCAUAAUUAAGAAUGUACUCUCAUAAUUCCUGAAACUAUUCAUGUGUGCUGUGGCAAAGAGGGCAUCUGUUAAGUAAAAAUUCCUCGUCUUAGCCUAUGAUUCUUUCACAUAUUAGGAAAAUUAAAUGAUUAAACAUUUAUAUAUUUUUAAAUCAUAAAAGUAUUUUAUUAUUUUCUAGGUACA